AUGACUGGCUUGCUUAUUCCUCCGUGGUAUAAGGACGAGGUCCCCGGGACGACCGAGAUGAACAUCGCUAGUAUCAUCUUUGGCUUCAGCUUGGGUUCAGCUGUUUUCACUGCCUUCAAAGCCGCGGGACAGACCCAUAUUGCAUACAAGAGGGGAAGACAAUUCAGCGCGUAUAUUAUCAUGUGCUGGUUUGAAUGGAUUGGAUGUAACCGCAUGGGUAUCGUCACCUAUAUCUGGCUCAAAGGCAUCGUCGAACAAAGCUUCUGGGUCUUUUUCUUCAUCAUUGUCUUCUGGAGCAUGCAGAUUCAGUUCAUCUUGCAGAUUGUCAUCAACCAGAUAUCGCUUUUAUUAGUUAACAAGUCGAGAAUUAACAAAAUCAAAUGGGGAUUCGCCUUGAUCGUUCUUAAUGGGAACUCGUAUAACUUUGUCAUCUUUGGCACACCUUUGGCUAACGAGCCAUGGGGCUGGCAACUCUUCGGUCAUCAUCUCUGCAUGAACUGCUUCGUUGUUGGAAAGCAGAUGGUGAUAUCACCCGUGUUCAUGGGAGCAGAGCCAAAUUUCAUCGACGCGGGACCUAACAAAGGCGUCGAGCUCUUCAUUGAUCAGGAACAGACGGCACUCCGUCUAACGCAGUCACUGGACCCGACUAUUGAAAAGGCCGUGCAAAUCUACUCGAAACUCAACGGCCCGGAAUUUCCAACCUGGCGGCAUCACCGAGCCGACCAGAGACACUUAGGCGGCGCUUUUCAGGAUAACCGAGUGGUUACGUAUGAAGGCGUGAAGGUGACAACUCUCUUCGGAUCUCAACAGAGCGUAAUUCACAAGAUAAUCGCCCUGAACCUCAACUAUCUGCCGGAGAAGGGAUUGGCGGUCCGGAUGCAAGAUAUUUCUGCGCACUGGGAUGAGACAUGGUUUUGCUGGAUCGGCGGGUUUAGAGAUAGAGACGCUUUUUACUAUAAGGUGCACUCUCCUGUCGUUAUGGUCGAGUUCGACUAUCAUUCAGGCGUCUUCCUAAAUAACAAAGAGCCCCUACCAUUCCAGAUACACACCCUGGUCAGGACUCCCAACGGCAAUGAUUAUGGCAAGGAACUGCUGCAACAGUACAGGCAGCGCAAAGGCAACAUGCCCCCCUAG
This is a messenger RNA of Fusarium falciforme, 1134 nucleotides long. RefSeq lists its product as hypothetical. NCBI's taxonomy places the organism in Eukaryota, Fungi, Ascomycota, Sordariomycetes, Hypocreales, Nectriaceae. The transcript has 4 exons. Bases 1 to 1134 code for a protein of 377 amino acids. The record is from RefSeq and is a predicted model, not a curated record.